UCUAUCCGAUCCCGCCCGUCCCUGAUUCGGUUGCGCCAUCGUCGCCCUCGCUCCUCCGCUUCUUCCUGCCUCCGACGCUGAAGAACGUCAGAAAAGAUCUUCCUCCGUCCUCACCCACCCAAGCGCCGUCCAGACGCGCAUCCCAGACGGUCUCAAACAGCGGGAAGAGAAGUCCAUCUAUCGGAGAGAAAUUCAAAAGAAAUUCGGAUUCCCAGAAAGACAAAAUAAUAGAAAACCCUCGCCCCCCCCCUAAAAAGGGUGCCAUUCUGGGCUGUCGUCUCCGCCUCCUUCGCACCGUCCCCCCUUCAACACUUGCGGGGCCGUUCUGCUGGUCCGACGGACCACCAAACCGGACGGCAUGAGCGGAUUCGCCGAAACAUGUCUGUCGUGCUUCUCGACGGUCGAUCGCUGGUGCCACAUCACGGCGUGCCUGGGUCCCAUCGCCGGUCGCUCGCGCGAUGGCAUCUACGAGACCACCCUCGCCGAUGACGAGCGAGAAGCGGUUUCCGACCUACUCGGCUACUUGGAGAAUCGCACCGAGACCGAUUUCUUUUCCGGCGAACCCCUGCGCGCCUUGAGCACCCUGGUGUACUCGGAAAACGUCGACCUCCAACGGAGUGCGAGCUUGACCUUUGCCGAAAUCACAGAACGAGACGUCCGCGAUGUCGAUCGGGAUACCCUCGAACCCAUCCUCUUCCUCUUACAGAGCUCCGACAUUGAAGUCCAACGGGCCGCCAGCGCCGCCUUGGGCAACCUCGCCGUCAAUGCGGAUAACAAGGUGUUGAUCGUCGCCCUCGGAGGGCUGGCGCCGCUGAUCCGCCAAAUGGUAUCGCCCAACGUCGAGGUCCAGUGCAACGCCGUCGGGUGUAUCACCAAUCUGGCCACCCACGAGGAGAAUAAGGCCAAGAUCGCCCGGUCGGGCGCCCUGGGGCCCCUCAUCCGCCUGGCCAAAUCCAAGGACAUGCGCGUCCAGCGGAAUGCCACGGGGGCGCUCCUGAACAUGACCCACUCUGAUGACAACCGACAGCAACUCGUCAAUGCCGGCGCCAUCCCCGUCCUCGUCCAGCUGCUCUCUUCCCCCGAUGUUGACGUGCAGUACUACUGCACCACCGCGCUCAGCAACAUCGCCGUCGACUCGUCCAACCGCAAGCGCUUGGCCCAGACCGAGUCGCGCCUGGUCCAGUCGCUCGUCCACCUGAUGGACUCCUCCACCCCCAAGGUGCAGUGCCAGGCGGCCUUGGCCCUGCGCAACCUGGCCUCCGACGAGAAGUACCAGCUCGAGAUUGUCCGCGCCAAGGGCCUGCCGCCGCUUCUGCGCCUCCUCCAGUCCUCCUACCUGCCGCUCAUCCUCUCCGCCGUCGCCUGCAUCCGCAACAUCUCCAUCCACCCGCUGAACGAGUCGCCCAUUAUCGACGCCGGCUUCCUCAAGCCCCUGGUUGACCUCCUGGGCUCGACCGACAACGAGGAGAUCCAGUGCCACGCCAUCUCGACCCUGCGGAAUCUGGCCGCCAGCUCCGACCGGAACAAGGAGCUCGUCCUCCAGGCGGGCGCCGUCCAGAAGUGCAAGGACCUGGUCCUACGCGUGCCCCUCAGCGUGCAGUCCGAGAUGACCGCCGCCAUCGCCGUGCUGGCCCUCAGCGAUGAGCUCAAGCCUCACCUGCUGACCCUGGGCGUGUUCGACGUUUUGAUCCCGCUGACCGAGUCGGAGAGCAUCGAAGUGCAAGGGAACAGUGCCGCGGCGCUGGGCAACCUCUCCUCCAAAGUGGGCGACUAUACCAUCUUCGUGCGCGAUUGGGCGGAUCCCAACGGUGGGAUCCACGGCUACCUGCGACGCUUCCUGGCCAGUGGCGACCCAACCUUCCAGCACAUCGCCAUCUGGACGCUCCUGCAGCUGCUGGAGUCGGAGGACCAGCGGCUGAUCGGGUACAUCGCCAAGUCGGAGGACGUGGUGCAGAUGGUCCGGACGAUCUCGGACCGCAAUAUCGAGUCGGACGAGGAGGAGGCCGACGACGGCGAGGGUGAGGUCAUUGCGCUGGCUCGACGAUGCCUCGAAUUCCUGGGGAGUGGGCCGCGACCGACGCUGGUCGAGGGCUGACCGGCGUGCCCUCCAUCCGUGACCGGAAAGUGCUUCUCUCUCUGUUUCUCUUUUUCUCCCUUCUGUCCUCCCCCCCACACCUUCCUUCUGUAGUUCUCUUUUGUCUUCUUUCCAGGUGUUCAGCGGGCAUUUGAUUCGGUGUCUUGAUUUUUCCGCCAGCGAGCAUUCGGCCUGCUCGGAACGCAUCGUGCUGUCGAUGUUGGUUUGCCGGGCCGUGGCUUUUUCGGGAGCCGCUCGGUCCCUGAGAUGAAACCUUUUUCUGUAUGUUGCUAGAGCCGAUCCUUUAUACCGUGCGGUCGAACUGUACCGUUUCUGCUGUUCAUCGGUGUGACUUGUAUAUAUCAUAUACUCUGUAGAUUGUAUCAAGC
Messenger RNA from Aspergillus candidus, 2463 nucleotides. RefSeq names its product protein anchor VAC8 (gene vac8). Gene Ontology annotation, biological process: vacuole inheritance; nucleus-vacuole junction assembly. The transcript is spliced from 6 exons. The record is from RefSeq and is a predicted model, not a curated record. Gene Ontology annotation, cellular component: fungal-type vacuole membrane. Lineage: Eukaryota; Fungi; Ascomycota; Eurotiomycetes; Eurotiales; Aspergillaceae. Gene Ontology annotation, molecular function: protein binding; protein-membrane adaptor activity. Bases 359 to 2095 code for a protein of 578 amino acids.